ACUCCGAGAUCCCGAGCUAACGCCACCGUAUACCGCUCCCACGCAGCUCUAUAACUUCACCGGACUUUCUGCCCUACUGACCUUUUCCCGAUGGAUUCUCUCCGCGUUUGCGCUCUGUGCGUCGUGUUCAUCGCCGUCGCCAAGGCUUUUACGCACCAGGAUAUGAAGGACGCGCUGCUCCAGAAACUGGGUCUGGACGAGAUUCCCAACAUUGUCAAGAGGGAUUUGGAGAAUCUAAUUAUUCCGUCUCACAUCAAGAGCAAAUACACGUCCAUGCUGAAGCUGCAUCACAGCAGAAAGCGCAGAUCGUUGCCAAGUCUGGCAGGCAUUCUGAGAGGCAUUCCUGGCAAUGCAGAUAUCUCCGGGGAGUACGUGUAUUCUGACACUGCGCGUCAACGCAUGGUGUUCGAGAUGGACGCGCGGAUCCCGGCCAACAGCGAGGUCACCAUGGCCGAGCUCAAGCUCUACAAGAAGGCCCCCCACCACGCACGCCCCGCGGGGGGGGACAGGAAAGCCCACCGGCCCGUCAACAACGCCCGGGUCAGCGUCUACUGGGUGGACGUGUUGCCCAACGGCGCCAACCGCACGUCUCUGGUCGACUCACGGUUGAUCCCAAUCCACGAGACGGGCUGGAAGAGCUUUGAUGUGACCCAGGCGGUGCACUAUUGGUCCAAGGCCCAGAGGAAAACACCUAUGCACCUGGAGGUGUGGAUCGAGGGCGAGAGACCCGGCAGUUACGCGGCAGAAAUGGCCAAGAGUGUCCACUUUACCACCCAGGAGCAGGCCGGCAACACCCUGGGCAAGCCGGAGCUCAUCCUGUACACACUCAACCUCGAAGAAUACGGUUCUCGUGGCGACUGCGAUUCCAAUCAAAACAAAGACACGUGCUGCAGGGAACAGCACUUUGUCAAUUUCCGCGCGCUGACCUGGACGCAGUAUUGGAUCAUCGAGCCCGCGGGCUACCAGGCGUUCAGGUGCACGGGAGGCUGCAAGCAGCCCCGCCGCAACUACAACGGCUACAGCUACGGGGAGAGGCGCUGCACCGUGGCGGAGAGCGCGCCCCUGCCCAUCAUGUACCUGGUGAAGAAGGGCGAGUACACGGAGAUCGAGGUUGCCGAGUUCCCCAACAUGAUCGUGGAGCGGUGCGCCUGCACCAUGGACAAUGUGUCCAUAGUGUGAUGAUGAUCGGCGGUGGUGGUGGUGGUGAUCGAUGAGGAUAGUAACCAAACCAAAGAUAGUACUUUUCUAUUUAAAUUGGGAUGAAGUGAUUGGGAAGGGGGAUUUGGGGACGCGCCAGCUCUGCUACUGCUGCUGCAACGAACUCGCCAAGCACGUUUUUGUCCAGAAGCACUUAAAUGUAAUAUAUUUUGUAAUUAAGUGGACGUAACGUCGUAACGUUUUGACAUUUGUAUAGCUGGUAUGGGAUGCCAAAUGAAUAAUUACAUAGACUGUUUGACUGUUUUUUAUCACAGAGGUGUUUUUAUUUUGAACAUAAUUGUACAUAUGAAUAUGAAGUGACACAUUUUCAAACAAAAUAAAAAAAUCUUGUUUCAUUAA
Messenger RNA from Gadus macrocephalus (Pacific cod), 1557 nucleotides. RefSeq names its product lefty1 (gene lft1). NCBI's taxonomy places the organism in Eukaryota, Metazoa, Chordata, Actinopteri, Gadiformes, Gadidae. The transcript has 4 exons. The record is from RefSeq and is a predicted model, not a curated record. Gene Ontology annotation, molecular function: growth factor activity; transforming growth factor beta receptor binding; cytokine activity. Gene Ontology annotation, biological process: BMP signaling pathway; SMAD protein signal transduction. The coding region runs from base 91 to 1179 and encodes 362 amino acids. Gene Ontology annotation, cellular component: extracellular region.